UAUGAGAAUUAUUAACAUCAUUAACAUAUAAAAUCUCUGGACUUUUGGCAAUGAACUGAGUUGCUGGCUUGCUGCUAAAGAAGACAGACUUAACCACAAGGUAAAGUAAAUUAAAAAAUUGUAAUUACUAAUGAUUAAUCUUAUUCUGUUUAAAAUAUAUAUAUACAUUUUUAUUUUUAUUUAAUGCAGUUAGGCAUACUUUAGCAAAUUGCAUGUAAAUUGGUUUUGGCAACAGAAAUAAGUUUACUAGAGUCCAGUUCCAAGUAUGUAGUUGAAAUUUAAAUUUUAAGAUUCCAAAUUUUGAUUGUAUACCAUUAGCACAGUUAAGUAAAUUAUAAGUAUGUCUAUGAAGUGGCAUAAAUAUGCUCAAUGCAAAAUGGUUAUUCACUGCACUAGGAAUUUGUGGACACUACAAGGGAAUUGCAAAUAUUAGAGUAAAAUAAUUGAGCUGUCAUUCUGAAGGAAGUAUUAAUUGACCAUGAAUAUAAGUUGUUUGGUUUUAAAUGUAAGGCUACAGUAGCUGACUUAGAGAAUUUGAAUACUCCAGUGAAUAAUCAUGUAGAUUAAGAUAGCAAAACUAUAAAAAUAUCCAAGUUUAAGUUUUUUUUUGUUGUCUAUUUGAGUCAGCAAUUCGUAUUUCUCUGAGAGAUUGUAUUGACAGACUGUCUUUCAGUACCUGCUAUCAUUUUAGCAGCUAAGACACAUCCUCUACCAUUUGUGUGAUAAAUAGCAAUAAAACACACUAUAUGUGUGAGAGCUCCAAGGGAUAACUGUCAGCACGAUAACUAUCCAACCUCACUUAAACAACAAUCUGUAUUAAAAGUGUAAGGUGUAUAUGACCAAAUAAAAACCUUUCAACCAGUCUCAGCUAAUGUUCAUAUUACUGACAUUUCUUGUGAGUAAUGUGGGGUAAUGGUAUUUAGUGCCAAUAUCGGCAAUACCCUCCCCAAUAUGUUGGAGAUGUAUUCAAGCUGAAGGUACUAUGUCCCAUGUUUGGUGGAGUUGUUUGCAUAUUACCCCACUUUGGAAUGUAGUAUAUACCAGAAUACAUAAUACAGGAAACAUUUAUUUACCCAGAAAGCCAGAAGUAGCCUUAUUACAUUUAAAUUGGGGAAUACUCAAUGUUAAAAGCAGGAUAAUACUAACCCAUUCUAUGAUGGCAGCUACAAUUUUGAUAAUGAGAGGAUGGAAGACAAAUACAUGUCCAACAUUUACCCAAUUCAAAGUUCUAUAUCAGUUAGAGAUGGAGAAUGCAAUCAAUUAUAAUAAUAACAAUGAUAAGAUACAUCAGACACUUAUAGAUCUUAGAAACAAACUGACUAUGGUACGAACCUGAGUAGAUGGUUAAGCAAUUAACCCAAUUAAAAAUACAAUUUCCGAAAACACCACAAAAUAGUCUGAUGGAGAGUACCAACAGGAGACACCUAGAGUAUGAAUGAUUGAAUGGAUAUUUGUAGCAAUUCAAUAUACAUUUAUAGAACUGAGUAAUAGAUAUAUGACUGUUUUCUUUUUGUGUAUAUUGCUUUUUUGUUAGUGUUAUGUACCAUAUAUUUUUUAUAUGAAAAAAAAAGAUUCAAUAAAGAUCAAUUAAAAAGAAAAUAAAUAAUAUAAAAAAAAAAAAAAAAGUGGUGUAAAAAAUGAAGUAGUCAUAUAAUGUGCCUACUGGUUUAACUAAAAUCAAUACUAACUGUCUUACUUCAAGUCAUUUAGACCAUUUUAUAGAACAGAACACUUUAAUUUACCAUAGAUAGAGUACUUUAUUCUUUAUUCUAGUUUCCUUGAAAACCUCAUGUUUCCUUGAAAGCCUCAUAUUUAAGCAAAUGUGCCUGUUGGCAGAUCCAACAAGGCCACGUGCAGGUCACAAGCGUACCCCCCUCCCCCUCAUCUUUCCUUAUUCACACACUGUGCAGUACUGGACUAAGAAGAGCCUCUAGUGGCCAUUAGGCACCAAUGUAAACAUUGCCUUUUCUCUGAAAAGACAGUGUUUACAUAGCUAACACUGCAGGGGCAUGGUAUAGACACCAGAACAUUAAGCUGUAGUGGUUAUGAUGAGUAUAGUGUCACUUUAAUAACUGGAGGUUUUUUUUAGAAUCACUCCAGUGGCCAUUAAAGUGUAAGCUCACCUGCCAGGUCUAUUGAAAACCUCUUGGGUGAGUCCUACACUAUCAAUUCAUAUUGUUUCCUUGAGCCAAAAAGCAAACAGAGGUGUAUUUUUCUAAACCCCUACAAACGUAUUAACCCUUAAUAUGAAACACAUGGGGUGGUUGGCAGCACUGUAACAUGGCUGUGUAAAGCAAAUACAAACAUACAAAAUGAAGCCCUACACUCAAACUCCCACUACUCUUGGGCAGCAGAUAUGUUUUUAAAUAUACCCCAUUGAAAAAAAUACACGAUUAAAUGCAUGCAUGUUUUCAUUGGAGUUAUAUCUACUAAAUAGUGUUUGUUUUGUAGUUGUUGAUUUUUUUUUUGUCUGUGUUUCUGUUGUGAAGUGUCCCUUUACAUUUGAAAAAUUCUGAUAAUCAUAAAUAGGUACCACUUAGUGCUUUUGAGUAAAGCCAAGUCCCAAGAAACAUGAAACGAGGGAACAAAUUAAUUUACUCUUUUGUUUAAUACUUAGAGCUAGUUAGAAUGACAUAUAAAAAAAUAAACAGAAGACAAAACCAAGUAGUAGAUGCACUUGCUCCAAGAAUGGACUUCCAGUAGAUUAUUGAAUUAUAGAAACAGAAAUUAAUCAUAAAUGUAAAUAAGUUAAACGCCAUCGCAAUCCCAACAUCACAACUUUCUGUAUAAAUUUCAGGAAUGUCUUCAAAUGCUUUUUUACUGUAAAGUAAAACUCCAUAUGAAGAAUAUUAAUUCAUAAAAAAUAAGUAUUUGUCUUUCGUAGUUAUAUACAGUGGAACCUCAGUCUACGAAUUUAAUGCGUUCACUGGGAAGUUUUGCAUUGCGAAAAAUUUGUAAACCAAUUAAUCUGUAUUAAUCUGUACCACUGUAUGGGUUUUAGAAAUGUGCCUGUAAAUAAUUUUCUAAACUGACAUGAUUACCAUUAUAUAUCGACAUUUUAGGGCAAGAUGAGUAAAAAAGUGGCUAUAAUAGGUGGUGGGGCAAGUGGGCUAACUGCAAUCAAGAGCUGUCUAGAAGAAGGUUUGCAACCAACAUGUUUUGAGAGAAGCUUUGACAUUGGUGGACUUUGGAGAUUCACAGUAAGUGCAUAGUUUAUGUCUUAAAUGUAUAUGUCUCGUUGCGGGCUGUUGGAGGGGGCAGAGCCAGGAGCUGGGGGACAUCGGCCCUGGGAUAAGGUAAGUAAAUAGAGGAUUUUUAACCCUUUAUUCACUGGGGAGGGGGGUGCAGGGGAGGGGGGUGCAAGGGAGGGGGGAAUGCAGAGAGAGCUAUGGUGCCCUAGAUUCGGGAUAUUGAAGUUACACAAUUGUGUAAGGAGAUUACUUUAAUUCAUUAUGUUUUCUAUAUUUUCUAGAUGUCCCUGUCAGUUAUUAUACAUACCCUCACUUUGAUUUGCCUUCCAAAUAGCUCCUUCUAUUAGCCUUUUAACUGGUUGUUUAAAGUUAUCACAUCACAUUCCAGUCCAGGGACUUCAGCUAAUCCACUCCUCCUCCAGCCCAUAUGGUCUUUAAGUAAGACAGAGUUUGUUUGUAUAUGUGUGUGUGUGGGUGUAUGUGUUGACUGUCUUCCUGUGACUCUGUGUGUGUGUGUGUGUGAGACUGUGUUUGUGUGACUGUCUGCCUGUGUGUGUGUGUGUGUGUGUGACUGUCUGCCUGUGACUGUGUGUGUGAUUGUCUGCCUGUGACUGUGUGUGUGUGACUGCCUGCCUGUGACUCUGUGUGUGUGAGUGUCUGCCUGUGACUGUGUGUGACAGUGUGCCUGUGAGUGUGUGUGUGACUGUCUGCCUGUGACCAUGUGUGUGUGACUGUCUGCCUGUGAUUGGGGGAUGCUGCCUGUAACUGUGUUUGUGUGUGUGACUAUCUGCCUUUGACUGUGUGCAUGUGACUGUCUGCCUGUAAUUGUGUGUGUGUGUGUGUGUGAGACUGCCUGUGAUUGUGUAUGUGACUGUCUGUCUGUGACUGUGUGUGUGAUUGUCUGCCUGUGACUGUGUGUGUGACUGCCUGCCUGCCUGUAACUGUGUAUGUGACUGUCUGUCUGUGACUGUGUGUGUGUGAUUGCCUGCCUGUGACUCUGUGUGUAACAGAAAGGAAUGGGAUAAAGGAACAUGCUACAUUUGAUGCAGUUAUCGUUUGUAGUGGUCAUUUUUCAGAUCCUUAUUUCCCAGGUUCGUAUUUCUCUUAAAAUGCAGAAAGAUGCAUAACUCUAGAUUAUUAACCUGCGCGUCUGUCUGUGACUGUCUGUGUGUGACAGUGUGCCUGUGUGUGUGUGUGUGUGUGUGUGUGUGACUGUCUGCAUGUGACUAUGUGUGUGUGACUGUCUGCCUGUGAUUGGGGGAUGCUGCCUGUAUCUGUGUUUGUGUGUGUGACUAUCUGCCUUUGACUGUGUGCAUGUGACUGUCUACCUAUAAUUAUAUGUGUGACUGUCUGUAACUGUGUGUGUGACUGUGCAAGUGACAAUGUGCCUGGGACUGGACUCUAAAGACUGUUGUUAAUGUUGCUGUGUAAAAAAAUAAUUCUAUUCUAAUGGGCUGAGCAGAGGCUUUAGAGGGAGAGGCAUUUUUUUGGGAAGGGGGCUGCUGGGAUUUUGUAAAACGGCAGGCAGGAGAGGGGUUGCCAAAUGAAAUUACGAUACAGAUCUAUACAUGAUCUAUAGUUAUUUUCCUUUUGCUGAUCAUAUUUUUGGUAGAAUAGCUUUUUAACAUUAAGUUGUGUUUCUAAAUGUCCUAGAAGUCUGCCAUCUGUUUAUUUCUUAGUAGUACAUUGGAUUUUUUUUGUUUCUAAAUUAUAAACAAAUAUGGUGUGAAACAGUCAUUUGUUUUAAAUUAAAUUUGUGCACCAGUAUUACUUUGUUUGAUUUGUGUUAUUUUUUUGGAUACAAAACACACAUUUUUGCAACAUGAUUUAUAUUGUAGGUUCACAUUAUAUAGUAACAAGUCACUAAUUUUCUUUUCACCAUUUGUCAUUGUAAUCAUACUUUAUUUAUUAUACAGGAUGAUAUUGAAGAAGGAAGAGGCAGUUUAUACAGCUCUGUGGCCACCAAUACCUCCAAAGAGAUGAUGUCUUAUAGUGAUUUCCCUAUGCCAAGUGAUUUUCCCGUAUAUCCACAUCAUUCAAAGAUAUUGGAAUACCUCCAUCUUUAUGCAGACCAUUUCAAGCUACGGAAACAUAUACAGUUCAAUGUAAGCAAAAACUUCAGAAACCAAUUUAAAAUCAAUCUUUAUUUAAAAUCUCUCUGUAGUUGUUAACUAUACCUUAAUGAUUAAUAUCGAAAAAAAUUAAAUAUUUAAAAACAAAUUUUGUUUUUGGUUCUUUCAAUACCUUUGAAAGUUCAGAUUCUCUCUGUCCACUCAUCCCAGUGGUCUACGUUUUAGCAAAAUUCCUAAUGGAAAAUAUUGUGAACCUCCAAAAUGUGGAAUUAUGGGGUAUGCAUCAGCACAUGAUUAUUAACGUAGAGGAUAUUGUAUUGUUCUUCUUCCACAAGCAAUAAAUAAAGAGGGUGUUGGGAGACAUUCAUUGAGUCAAAAUCAUUAUUUAAUAUAUUUUACAUAGCUGAGAAAAUACAAAUAAAAGUAAGUUAUUUAUUUUCUUUAUUCUGAUAAUUUGGAAAAAAUUAAGGUUAAAAAAAGAUUAUUGCAUUUCUUUUAACUUUAUCUGAAUUAUUCGUAUUUACUGUCUCAAGUUGAAAAGCAUCUAAAUAUACCCUUUUGUCUUGCUAAAAUCACUUUGAAUAUUUUAUAUUAAAAGUGUCAUUAUUUGUAGCAACGAUUAGGGUAUGUUAUCUUAUGUGACAUAUCUUAAAUGGGCCACAUAAUUAGCCUUACCUUUGUAUAAUAUAAUUGUAGUUGAUAGGACUUUUAAUUGCAAUAGUAAAAAAAAUUUCUUCCAAUGUGAAUGGUCUAUGCUCACUGCUUCAUGUAUCAAGCAUUAACAACCAGCAGCACAAUAUCCACAAUGUAGGUAGCAUAAUGUACAGUAUGUGAAAUACAUUGAUCAGCCACAACAUCAAACCCACUGACAGGUGCAGUGAAUAACAUUGAUUAUAUCAUUACAAUGGCACCUGUCAUGGGAGGAAUAUGUUAGGCAGUAAGUGAACAGUCAGUUCUUGAAUUUCAUGUGUUGGUAGCAGGAAAAAAGAGCAAGAGAAAAGAUCUCGGUGACUUUGACAAAAGCCAAAUAAUGAAGGCUAGACAACUGGGUCAGUGCAUCUCCAAAAUAGCAAGUCUUGUGGGGUGUUUGCGGUAUGCAGUGGCUGGCACCUAAACAAAGUGGUGCAAAGAAGGACAACUAGUGAACCGGUGUCAGGGCCAUAGUGCAAAAAUUGUUCAGUAAUGGUUUGAGGAACAUGAAAAAGAGUUCAUGGUAUUGCCUUGGCCUCCAAAUCUUCAAGAUCUCAAUGUGAUUGAGAAUCUGUGGGAUGUGCUGGAACAACACUUCCGAUCCAUGGAUGCCCCACCUUGCAACCUGAAAGACUUAAAUGAUCUGUUGCUAAUGUCUUAGUGCCAGUUAUCACAGGACACCUUCAGAAGUCUUGUGGAGUUCAUGCCUUGGUGCAUCAGAACUGUUUUAGCAGCAUGAGUGGGACCUAAACGAUCUUAGGCAGGUGGUUUUAAUGUUGUGGCUGAUGUACAACCACAUGCAUAAGAGAUACCAAAUUUAUCUAUAUAUUUGUAUAACAAAAAAUACAUAAUAAACUUGUUUCAGAGUACAUUGGUAACUGUAUUUUUUCCACAGACUGAAGUUUGCAGUGUGACAAAACAUUCAGAUUUUGACAUAACAGGACAAUGGAACAUUGUAACAGAAAAGAAUGGGAUAAAGGAACAUGCGACAUUUGAUGCAGUUAUCGUUUGCAGUGGCCAUUUUUCAGAUCCUUAUUUACCUCUUAAUAGUUUCCCAGGUUCGUAUUUCUCUUAAAACGCAGAAAGGUACAUAACUCUAGAUUAUUAGCCUGCACAGGCAAGCUGUGUUACAUUAAAAGACAAUAUUUCCCUUUCUUCUCAGCUUCCAAAGCCAACAUUAGAGAGAUGCACAUCCUCAGGUCUCUUCCUUCCAUGUCUAUUAGUUUUUCUUAAAAAAGACUGGUAGUUAGUUGGUAGGGGAGAUAUACACACAUUGAGACAUGGGGACAUAGAAAGAAGGGAUAGAAAGAAUAGAGUCAUAAAGCGUUUUAGGCGAACUUGAGGAGAGAUCAUAGAAGUAAGGCAUUACAUAUGGGCAUGGACACAAGGUGGAUCAUGAGAAGAGAGGCAAUGGUCAAGGUCACAGCAGUAAGCAACAUAGAAAUGCAAAAAUAAAACCCGCAUGGUCUCUGAGAUGAUUAAACCAUACCCAGUGCAAGAUGAGUAGUGUAUUCAUAAUUAAAAGCAAAUGUCACAUCCUGAUAACCACACUAGUGGGGGCUCAUGACUAUUAUCUUUCUUCUUACUCCACCCAACAUAUGGGGUGGAGGAUAACCAUUCACCAAGAAGUAGUAUGGUGAAUAGUCUUUUCCCCUUUUUUCACACCAUGUGCUGUGGAGUUAUGAAAUUAAUAUCUAAUAAAGAGCUGGGGCCCCCCACUUUACCUUACCCAAAAAGUCAGUUCCAUGGUUUAUUUAAACACUACAAUAAGUACAUAAUUUACCCCAUGCAAGAACGCAAAAAAAGCAUGCAAAUAUGUAACUUUUACCUCCUUCUUCAUAGGUAUAGAACAUUUCAGAGGUCGCUACAUUCAUAGUCGAUUUUAUAAAAUGCCUGAAGAUUACCGUGGAAAGACAGUGUUAAUAGUGGGCGCUGGGAACUCUGCUGGAGAUAUAGCUGCAGAAAUAAGUUUUGCAGCUAAACAGGUAGCUGAUCUAUAAUGUACUUUCAUUUUUUGUUUUUUAGCUGUUCUUGAGUCAUCUUGCAUUAUGUCAAACAAUGACCUGGAAUAUUGAAAAAUUGUCAAAGAAAUUAGAAAUACCAGAACAUAAUACUAGAUUUAUUAUUAUUAUUAUUAUUAUUACUUGUGUUUCAAAAGUGCCAACAUAUUCUGCAGAUUUGUACAAUUGGGGGAAAAGAUAGUACAAUAUACACAGACCAAUACAAAAAGUAAAGAGGCCCUCCCUAUGAGCUGAGAUCUAGUUAUUAAACCUUUUUUAUACAACGUACUUAUCUAGAUACCCUGUGAACCUCUACGGUAAAGGUUGAAAAGUGCAACUUGAAGAUGAUGGCCAGAUAGAAUUAAAAGAUAAUUACAGCCAUUGCACUUAUGCAAAAGCAAUGAGGCUGUACAUUAGUGAGAUCUCAAGCAGCUGGUAAAGUAUUGAAGCACACGGUGUGGAAUAAGGGUAACAUAUUGCAUUGCGUCAUACACUGAGAAUAUUGCUAAUUGAAUAUUUUAGAGUUUUCUCACUUAGUGGGUAACUGUGCCAUACACCGUUGUUUAUUUGUCAUGCAGUAAUAGUGUCACAUAUUACAGCAUCAUAGCAUUGGUUCACAGAAGAGGGCAAGUGCCAUACAUGUUUAGUUGUCAUAUAUGGGAGUGUCAUACAUAAUGCAUUAUACACUGCUAUGCCAUUGUAUCAUACACUCCGAUACAGCAUCACAUUCUAUGUAGUGGCAUAAAUAAUGAAGAGAGAACCGUAGAAAACAUUGUUUGGGUCCCUCUAUAGAGCAGGGGGUAUCUAAUGUGGGCAUGUUCCCUAGUGGUUCACUGGGUGGAGCCUGAAGUUUGCAUCUCCGACAAAGAUAUCUCUCAGGACAGAUCCCUCUCAGAGCAAUUGUUAGCUUAUCUAAAUCAUGAAGGAGUACUGACAGUGAUUUCCACCUGCAGUAUAUGCAGUCCACAAAAUGUCCUUAUAAUUGAGUAUAUAGUUAGACCAUUCAGAGGACAUAAUUUUAUCUCCCCUUAGGUUAUGGAGCUGUAGAACACCCCAUUUUGUCUGACACUCCAGACAAACGCCUAAUUGCCUUUGGGUAGUACCUGCCUUCUUCUGACUUCUGUGACGAUCCAGAUGUGCAGCUCAGUAGUAUAGCAGGAAAUAGGACAGAUGAGACUGAUGUCAUAUGAAAUAAAUAAGAACCGUAUAUACAGUAUCUCACAAAAGUGAGCACACACCUCACAUUUUUGUAAAUAUUAUAUCUUUUCAUGUGACAACACUGAAGAAAUGAUACUCUGCUACAAUGUAAGUAGUAAGUGCACAGCCUAUAUAACAGUGUAAAUGUGCUGUACCCUCAAAAUACUCAACACACAGCCAUUAAUGUCUAAACCGUUGGCAACAAAAGUGAGUACAUCCCUAAUUGGAAAUGUUCAAAUUGGACCCAAUUAGCCAUUUUCCCUCCCCGGUGUCAUGUUACAAGGUCUCAGGUGUGAAUGGGGAGCAGGUGUGUUAAAUUUGGUGUUACCGCUCUCACGCUCUCUCAUACUGGCCACUGGAAGUUCAACAUGGCACCUCAUGGCAUAUAUGAACUCUGGUCUGGGCCUGCAUGAGUGCUGCUGGCACUGGGGAGCUACAGUUCAUUGAGAGAACCAUGAAUGCCAACAUGAACUGUGACAUACUGAAGCAGAGCACGAUCUCCUAUCUUCGAAGACUGGGCCACAGGGCAGUAUUCCAACAUGAUAACGACCCCAAACACACCUCCAAGAUGAUCACUGCCUUGCUAAAGAAACUGAAUGUAAAGGUGAUGGACUAGCCAAGCUGUCUCCAGACCUAAACCCUAUUGAGCAUCUCUGUGGCAUCCUCAAACGGAAGGUUGGGGAGUGCAAGGUCUCUAACAUCCACCAGCAGGAGGAGUGUAAGAGGACGCCAGUGGCAACCUGUGAAGCUCUGGUGAAUCCAUGCCCAUGAGGGUUAAGGCAGUGCUGGAAAAUAAUGGUGGCCACACAAAAUAUUGACACGUUGGGCCUGAUUUGGACAUUUCCACUUAAGGGUGUACUCACUUUUGUUGCCAACGGUUAGGCAUUAAUGGCUGUGUGUUAUUUUGAGGGGACAGCAAAUUCACAUUGUUAUACAGGCUGUACACUUACUACUUUACAUUGUAGCAGAGAUAUAAAAUAUUGACACAAAUGUGAGGGGUGUACUCACUUUUGUGAGAUACUGUAUGUAGGAUCAGACUUGGUUAUUACCCACAGUUAGUUACUAGAUAGUCUAAAGUCAGAAUUAUGCAGGAAGCUAAUAAUAGCCAAGAAUAGAAGCUAGAUAAUGCAGAAAUUAUUAACCACCCUACAACACACCAAUGUGCCUUACUAUAAUUGCAUGAACAGAAGCAAAUAUGUAAUUUAAUAAGGUUGAAAUGUGAUAUAAUAGACCUCUGUCUGAUGGCAUAUGUCAGUUCAACAACAUGCUCACAUAUGAAAAAACAGGAACUAAUCUGAGAAACCAUAUGAGAUCAAAUAACUGCAAAGACAAAAAUUAUUGGGAUCAAAAGGGAAGAGGGAGCUGAUAAUAUCUUUAUAUGGACCAGACUCUCAAAUAUGGUGGAUUCUAUUGGAAGAGAAUGUCAGAGAAAAAGCCUGACAGGGACUUAUUAGCUGAGCUUUACAGGAUUCUGUAAAGAAGAGAUCAUGUACUAUGCACUCGUGAAAAGUAUCACAUGUUGUGCAUUGUGUGAUUAGAGGGGAGCAAUGCUAGAUAUUAUAUAUCAUAUCAUAUACUGUAAAAAAGCAUCAUAUAUUAUUAUUUGUUUUAAUUAACUGGAGUAUAGCGUACAGGUUUAAAAACUUCACACUUUUUUAAAAUUGUAUCACAAUUUCGGAGGUUUUGUAGUUUAUUGUGUUGAUUCACAUCUAAUUUAUCAAAUGUAAGUGAAAAUGAUUCCCUCUUCAGUUGUAAAUUACCUGACAAGGUCUUUAACUGAUGCUAUGUUCCUUAGGUCUUUCUCAGCACCAGACAGGGGACCUGGAUUGUCAGCCGCAUAUCACAUAAUGGUUUCCCUAUUGACAUGGUCCUUUUAAGACGCAGCAAAAUUUUGCUCAAGAAUUUGCUUCCUUUUGCUGUUGCAGCCAAGUUAAAUGAGAACUUCUUUAGCAAGUGGUUUGAUCAUAGCAAUUAUGGUUUGGAACCUACAAACAGGUAAUUGUGCAUAUGAAUAUAGCUUAAUAGUUGCAUCAUGCUGCUUGUGCAAACUCACAUGGUUGUGUGCACUAAAGCAUGAUAAAUACUUACUAAUGUUAAUCAUAUUGAAAAAUACAUGUUUUGUGUCAGGAAAUUAUCUUAAUGGUUAUCACUUUAUUUAAAAUGUCCUAACUUUGUAACUGCUGUCUGUAUUUUGGAACAGUUGGUAAGUAGUGAUGUCCCGAACGGUUCGCCGAACGGUUCACGAACGGUUCGCCGCGGACUCAUCAUUGAGUAAACUUUGAUCCUGUACCUCACAGUCAGCAGACACAUUCCAGCCAAUCAGCAGCAGACCCUCCUUCCCAGACCCUCCUACCUCCUGGACAGCAUCCAUUUUACAUUCAUUGUGAUGCUGCAUUCUUAGUGAGCUGUCCAGGAGGUGGGAGGAUCUGGGAGGGAGGGUCUGCUGCUGAUUGGCUGGAAUGUGUCUGCUGACUGUGAGGUACAGGGUCAAAGUUUACUCAAUGAUGAGUCCGUGGCGAACCGUUCGGCAAACCGUUCGGGACAUCACUAUUGGUAAGCUAUUGAUUUCCAUUUAUUGUGUAAUUCUUUUCAGCAUUUGACAUUAAAACAUAUUAAAGGGUUAUUCAAAGUCUGUAUGUGCCGCGUUUCAUCUUAAAGUGCUGCAUAUGCAGAGCUAUUCAGUUACUUGUCGGAGGUAACUCUAAGAUUCUGUGCAUAUUAUUGCAGAGAUACUCAUUCAAUGGCUGAGUGGUAGGAUUGGCAUUCGGUUUUUGCAACUCUGCAUAAAUGAGUGGUAGGAUUGGCAUUCGGUUUUUGCAACUCUGCAGAAAUUGGAUGCUGUCAAGCCACCAUUGUGGGAGCCAAGUGUGGCAAACCACUGUAAAACUAUUUGCCUUAUUACUGGGAAAUGGCACCAGGUAAUGCCUAACAUCACAAGGACUGCAGUGGUCUGUAGUGGUUAUGAUGCAUGGAGUAACCCUUUACAUAUCUAUGCGCUACAGCUCUUUUUUUCCAUCCUUCCCUUCUUAUUUCCAGCCCAUAGAUUAUUAUUAGUUAUCUUCUUUGAUGUACCCUCUUUUUUUAUAAUACAGAGAAACACACAUUUACUGAAAAGAACAAACUGACAGUAAAUAUUUAGCAUUAGUACUUGACAACAGCAUCAGAGGGGAACUGUCACUGAAUUUUGUUUUGCUUUAUUAAUCUCUAAAGUUAUAUUUUACGAGUAUGUGUUAGUGAGGUUUGAGAAAUAAUGCUAAAUGCAGAAAUCCACAUUCCUUUAUUAGGCUUAUAUACAGUACAGUUAGAGGAGGAUAAACAGAAGCAAUUGGAGUAUUUAUCAAACUGUUGUGUUCUAAAAACGGUCUACUGUACUAAAAGUGGGUAAUUACCAUGGAAACUAGUUGAACAAGCAAGCACAUUCUAUUGGUGUCGUCUCCCCUUUUUACAUUUUUGUACAACUUUUUACAACAGAAAAUUUUGAUAACUCAUCCCUAAAUUUUUCUUUUCUCCUUCUUAAAUGCAACAUGUACCUAGCUGUGCUUGGAGGGGGGAUACUUAUCUAAGCAAUCACUGUCCUAUCCCUAGGAAAGUGCAUUGGGUAUUCCCGACAGAUUUAGACAUGUGUUGCUGGAAAAUCUAUUCAAUUUACAACAUCCUAACAGGGUGAGAAGAGGAGGAUGAUUAGUGUGAUUCAUGCAGCGCAGACUCCAGAGUUGGGUUUUUCUCUCCUGAUUCUGUAUAAUGAUGCAUUGUUUCUGUCAUUAGUGGACUGUUCUGAAACUAAGAAGGGUGUAUAAGAGAAGGGGUGGGGCUUGGCUGACAGACUCCCGUAGCUGACAGUCAUGCCCAGUAAAUGUAAUUAUAGCAAGUUUAUAAACAUUUAUUUUUACAUUAAUCUGUGUAUAUAUUAAUAUAAAAAUAUACUUACAUGAAAUUUUAUAUAUAUAUAUAUAUAUAUAUAUAUAUAUAUAUAUAUACAUAUAUAUAUAUAUAUAUACACUGAACAAAAUUAUAAACGCAAAGCUUUUGUUUUUGCCCCCAUUUUUCAUAAGCUGAGCUCAUGACACACCUGUGCAAUAUUAUGCUUUCUAAUCAGCAUCUUGAUAUGCCACACCUGUGAGGUGGAUGGAUUAUCUCGGCAAAGAAGUGCUCACUAACACCGAUUUAGACAGAUUUGUGAACAAUAUUUGAGAGAAAUAGGCCUUUUGUGUACAUAGAAAAAGCCUUAGAUCUUUGAGUUCAGCCCAUGAAAAAUGGGGGCAAAAACAAAAGUGUUGCAUUUAUAAUUUUGUUCAGUGAAUAUACAUAUAUAUACAGGGAGAUCCAUUGCCUGCUAUUGUAGCCAUGUGUCAAAACAAUCACAUGGGCUGUAGGGGCCUGAUUUGCCCGGGUGGGGGGACUUUCUGAGCUAUCAGGCAGUCCCCCAGAAGCUUGAGUAUCCAGAGGUUCCUGGAGCUGAAAUGUACCAUGCUGCCGCAAUGGCUUUAACCCCUUAAGGACACAUGACAUGUGUGACAUGUCAUGAUUCCCUUUUAUUCCAGAAGUUUGGUCCUUAAGGGGUUAAAGCCCAUUCAAUUCAGGGAAGCAUAGUGCACUGUAACGACAUUAUUACGUUAAAAGCUGUUUGAUUGCUAGUUCAAAAAAAAUAUUGUUAGUUCAAAAAAAAUAUGUGUUUGAAAGAAAAUAAACACCGCACAAAACAAGUCAUAGUGCAUUUUUCAUUUUUGUUUUGUUUUGUUUUUCUGCGUUAGGUUGAAACACCCUGUUGUGAAUGAUUACCUUCCCUGCCAAAUACUUCAUGGGCUGAUCAAGGUGAAACCUCAAAUCAAGGAAUUUAAAGAAGAAUCUGUUAUCUUUGAAGAUAAUACUGAAACUGGCAGGCUGGAUGAUGUUAUUUUUGCUACUGGUUACAAUGCCAUGUACCCCUUUAUUGAUGACCCUGCCCUGAAAUUGAAUGAAAACCCGGUGUCUAUGUAUAAAAAUGUAUUUCCAAUUCAUUUGGCUAAACCAACAAUGGCUUUCCUUGGACUCAUUCAACCACUUGGAUCAAUACUGCCAACAACGGAAAUACAGGCUCGGUGGGCAGCCAGAGUGUUUGGAGGUAUAUAUGUGUGAGACAUCCUCAAUAGUUUAAAGAAAUUUUUGAGCUAAAAAUGUGUUUACUUUUUGAACAGGAAAAAGAGGGCAGGGAUUUUGCCAUUUCAAAACUUUAUUUGAAAACUGUUAUUAUUAUUAUUAGCUGCAAUUUUACUACAUUACAUCACCACUUUCAAAAUGAUUUAUUAAAGUGUUGCUUGACCAAAAUUUUAUUUACUUUGAAUUCUCAGCAGUGCACACUUUUGUAAAUAACUCUGUAAGCAUGAUACAGAGACUUGUUUAUAUUUCUAAAACUCCUUGUACUCAAUGAACUAUAUUUAGAAAUUUAGUUGUAUUACAUUCACUGUUUAUUACUAACACUAUAGAACCAAGGGGUCCCACCCAGGAGCUAAAGUUAAAAAACCUUUAGUCACUUAACUUUAUUUAGAGUGUAUGUCCCUCGGUGCUGGGUCAAUGCUGCACCUCCUCCUCCGAGGAGCGUAUUAGGCUCUCUCCAUAGGAAAGCAUUGCUUCAAUGCUUUCGUAUGUGGAUUUUACUGAUGUUGGAUGUCCUCAUGCAGAGCCUAACGUCGUCCAGCAUUAUUUUGGAGACUAAAAGUUCCUUAGCAACCAGGAUGUGCCUCUAGUGGCUGUAUGAUUGACAGCCACUAAAGAUAGUUUUAGUGCUGCAAAGUAAGCAUUGCAGUUUCUCAAAAACGUAAUUACAUUGCAGGACUAAGGGGGAGGGUCACUGCAACCAGACCACUUCAAUGAGAUGAAGUGGGCUGGGUGACUAUAGUGUCCCUUUAAGCCAGUGGUAGUCAACCUUUUUCUACCUACCGCCCACUAAUUCAUCUUUCUUGAUGGAAAAAUUUCCUUACCGCCCACCAGUUUUUGCGCAAAUGCAGAAUAUUUUUUAGAAAGGAGGGUGUUUUUUACUUUAUGCAUGUUUACAAUGUUUAACUUUAUAAAGUUUAAUGAGAAAACAAAGUAAAUUGAAAUUACAUUUACUAGUGAUUAAUGAGAUCCUUGACGUUGAUGCUGCGAGACUAAAUAUUUGAUAUCUGGUUCGAUUUUCGUAAGGAACAAACAAAGGUCUCCUCUUUCUGUGAUAUUCAGACGAUUUCUCUGUUUGCUCAUAAUAUGAUUUCUCAUCUGUGCAUCAGCUCCCCUCCUCGCCCUCCUCAAUUCUCCUCCCCACCUUUUUUUUUUUUUCUUUUUUUCUAUUUUUUAACCUUCCUUAUAGCAAUGCCCAGUAGGAAGGCUGAGCUAGGUAGCCCACUUACUAUUAUUAGCCAACAACAAUUCUCUCCUUUUCCUUCUUUCUCCUUUUUACAAGUACUCUGCUCUUUCUUUCUCCUAUUCUACAAAUACUCUGCUCCUUCUUUCUUCUAUUCUACAAGUACUUUGCUCACAUACAAACACAUACACAAACUCAAACAUACACUUACAGACACACACACUCACAGACAAACUCAAACACACACUCACAGAGAAACACAUGCACACAGACAAACACACACUCAGAGAAACACAUACACACAAACACACUCACAGAGAAACACAUACACAGACUCGCACAUACACUUACAGACACACACACAUAUACUUACAGACACACACACAAACACACUCACACAUACACUUACAGCCACACAAAUUAUUAUUAAAUGUCCACCCAGCCUCCCUACCUGGAGAGCUGGUGUGGAUCUGUCCCUGGGGUCCAGUGGGCCUUCACUUCGGCAGGCGUCAAAGUUCUAAUCCGAGGCGGCGAGGGAGCUCUAACCUCUCUGUUCUGCUCCCUCGCGGGCUGUCUACUGAUGCCAGGAUCUGGAAUAUGACGUCAUAUUCUGGCUCCCGCGGCAUCAGCAAACCCCGCGAGGGAUCAGAGCAGAGAGGUUAGAGCUCCCUCGUCCGCCUUGGAUUAGAACUCUGCCGCGCCGGGGGGUCCAGAAGGUGGCCUGGCAGGAGGGAGCGCUUCCCUCCUGCCGGUCACAGAAAUCUUGCGCCCCAAGCCGCUCACGCCCGCCCGCCCACUCUAAAAAGGAGAAAUCCUCUCAAACAGAGGAUUUAGCCGCCGAAAUCCCUACCGCCCACCUGGAGUCCUGAAACGCCCACUAGUGGGCGGUAGGGACCAGGUUGACAACCCAUGUUUUAAGCAAUAUAACAAGGAGCUUGAAGAAAAGACUGUUGGUCAUAUUGCUAUUAAUUUGAGAAAGAAUAGAGGGCUUCUGGUAGUGAUAGAAAAAAAAGAAAUAUACCACAAUGUAGCAAAAUGGCUGUAAACAGAAGAGAAAUCCUGUUUUCUUAGAGUCAGUUUGAAGAACAGACAAUCUCAAAUGUCUUGAACAGAUGGGAGCAGUAUCAUGAUCUCCACUGUAAUAUUUAUAUUAUUAUCAGAGAAGAAAUGCAGUCUAAAGAAAAAUAAUUAUGGAAACCUCAUAUUUGGAUCAUUUGCCAAAUGUAUGUUAGGUCAAUGUAUUGAAUUUUUUUAUAACAGGAAACUUUCUUUUUCAGGUGCAGCUCAGCUUCCUGCAGCGAGAACAAUGGAAGCAUAUGCUGUAAAAAGCAACAAAAAGAAGGAAAAAUGGUAAAAAAUGUAAUUUCUUUUACCAAACCAGAUAUGUGUCAAUGUGAUUAUGCUGAAAUUAUGCAUUGGAGGGGGUGCAUGACCAUGGGACAGUGCUGAAGGGGGAUACAUAGGAGACAUGCAUCAUGCAAAUACAGUUCACUUGUCAAACAGAUAUACAGUUAGGCAGGCUCGGACAUAUGCAUGCUAUACACAAUAUUCAAAUGCACAAUUAAGUAGAUAGAGGUAUCUGAAGAGAGCAGAGUUUUGAAGUAGGUGGAGGGCAGUGGUGUAUUCUGGUUUUGUGCUGCCCUAGGCAUGGCAAAACUCAGCCACCCCUCCCUUUUCCAAAUUUCUCUUCCUGACAGACACAUGCCCUCACUGAUGCAUGCAUUGACAGAUUCACGGACAGAUGCAAAGUCAUUGUCACACAUUGUUUAACCAACACACACUUUCACUGAAACAUACACAUUCACAGACAUACACACUCCCUCAUUCACAGUUACACACACACACACUCACAUUCACCGACAUACACAUCGACAGACACGCAUUCACUGAUACACACAUAUACACUUACUAACAAGACACACACACACACCCUGACAGACACACACAUUGACAUUAACUGACAAAUACACACUGACAAACACACAUACAGACUCACUGACAGAGAUACGCAUUUACUGACAGACACACACUCUCAGUGACAGACAUGCAUACACACACUGACAAACACAUAUACACUCAGUGUCAGACAUACACAUUCCCUGACAGACAUACGCAUUUACUGACAGACACACACUCUCAGUGACAGACAUGCAUACACACACUGACAAAAAAAAUCAUAUACACUCUCAGUGACAAACACACAUACACACUCACUGACAAAAACAUAUACACUCUCUGACAGUCAGACACACACACACUAACACACUCACACUAAUGAACUCACUAAACCACACACACACACACACACUAGCAGACACACACAAACAAACACACUCACAAUUAAAAAAAAAAGUUUAAAGUUCAAUCCCCCAAGCCUCCCUACCUUUGGGUCCAGUGGGGCUGACUGCAGAUUGGCGGACAGGCGGGCUGGCAGGCACAGUGGAGGCGGGCGGCAAGGGAGCUCUGAUCUUCCUGCUCAGCUCCCACGUGUGCCUCGCAGUGAUGCCGAGGCCAGAGUGAUGUCAUGUUCCAGAUCCGGCAUCACUGCGGGCCUGGCGAGGGAGCUGAGCAGGAGAGAGCUCAGGGGAGUUUGCUCAGUCGCCGUCCGCAGUGAUGCCAGCUCCUGGGCCCCUCAGGACAAGAGGCUGGCAAGGCAUUUGCCAAGGUGUUUGGGGGGGGGCGACUUUUUUUGCUGCCCCCCUGAAAAUGCCGAGCAUGGCAAAUGCCUUGCAAGCCUUGUGGUAGAUACAUCGCUGGUGGACGAGUAUGAAGUAGACUGAGGAGAGGUCUGAAGAAAUGUCUAAAGUGGAUAAAAUAGUGUGUAGUCUUCUAGUCAGUUAUACAAAGUACACCAAAAUACUUGUCACAAUAAUUUACCAGUAGAAGUUAGUAAUAGCUUAAAUAACUUUUACUACAGUAGGUAAUUGUCUGAUUCCAUUCUACAAAACAUAACAUUUAAUGACUGGUAAUCAGCAGCUUCCAAAGAUUGAAUAUUUCUUAAUAUUUCAACCACAUUAUAGGUUUGUAAUUGCACUUAAAUACCAUUUAAAUAUAAACUUUUACUUGUAAAAAAUAAAAAUUCAAAGUCUUAAGCUAAUGAAAACCAAAAUAACAUCAAGUGAAUGAAGCAAUUUUGACUGUUCGCAAAAAAAAAAGUCUGAGGCUCCAGGUUCCAGAAAUGAUCGAGGAACAAAAUUGAAACUUUAUAUAUAUAUAUUUUUAUUUUUUUUUCAUUUCAUUCUCAGUAAAUAAUGAAAACAUUUUUUUAUUCAGGUUUGGGAGUGGAAAAACGCAGAUCUUUCAAACACAUUAUAUUGAAUACAUCGAUGAGGUUUCUAAGGAGAUAGGAAACCGUCCCAAAAUACUUCGUCUCUUUUUCACAGAUCCUAGGCUGGCAUUGAAAAUCUUCUUUGGCCCUUGCACACCUUACCAGUACCGUUUAACUGGGCCAGGUAAAUGGCAUGGAGCCCGUGAAGCAAUUUUGAACCAGUGGGACAGAACACUAAAUGCAACUAGGACCCGUGUUAUAUUUAAGAAUCAUGGUACUAGGUCAGUUUUACCCACUCUACUGGGAUUUUGCACUUUGACAGCAGCAUUAUCCCUUGGUUACAAACGGUUGUCUUUAAAAAAAUUUUAGUGAUAACAUUUUCCAAUGAAUAAAAAAAUUAUCCAAAAUACUAUAUGAAAACAACCAAUGGGAAUAAUAAAAAAAAAAAAGCCUUGGUGGGUGUACUUUUAUAAUAAACAUAAAUAUAAUACCUCUUUUAGAGAGCUCAAUGCAUAUGGGUAUAUUCUGAUCAAUCCUUAUUGGAAUAUCUGAGUAUCACUAUAAAUAUAUUAUCACCAGAUCAUUCGACCCCUUCAUCAUUUUAUUGUGAACAGAAAUGAUACAUUUGGAGUUUAAAAGACACAACCUCUAAGCAUUGCCCCUUCAUGUUGGCUGAUGCAAAGGAUCAGGCUGUAGAAGUUCAGGCAGACCCACGUAAUUUAUUUUCAUUGCCUCAAUUGUAUCUUUUAAUUAUGUACCAUUGUAUUUUCAAUCGUCUCUUAAGUUACACUCCAAACAAGACUGUGUAGUCCUGGUGCUGCUACUCCUAUAAAUUGUAUCUUCAAUAAUGUACUAUUGUAUAUGAUGAUGUAAUUGCUGUAAUUGUUGUACUCUGUAUCAUCUUAAUUAAAAUUUUGAAUUACAAAAAAGUUAAUAAAGUUUUGAAGUGAGAAGAAAACAGCCUUUUAAGGCUAUUGGUCUAAAUAUGGAGAUGGAAUGUUUUGUCCUUCAAGUAAAACAUUUAGAAAUAGC
Molecule: messenger RNA, 19766 nt
Organism: Pelobates cultripes (western spadefoot toad)
Lineage: Eukaryota; Metazoa; Chordata; Amphibia; Anura; Pelobatidae
Source: the annotation of a GenBank genome assembly